AUGGAACCAUUAAUAUUAGAUGAAAAAAUAAGAAUAUAUGCAUUACUACCAAUUUUUAUAAUUGUAGUUUUAGUUUGUAUAAUAAAAAGUAAUAUGGGACAAAUGCUUUUCCCUGAAGCUAAAACAGAUGUAGAAAAAUUAAGACAGAAUAAUUUUUUAACAAGAUUCAAUUUACUAAAAUCAAAUAGUGGUUUUAUCAGUCCAGUAGCUUUUUUAAGUCGUAAAAAAUUUUACAACAAACCACAAGUUGGUUUUUUCAAUGAUUUACCUGAACAAAUUAAUCCAUUUGAUGCUAUGCUUAAACAAGAUCCUUCUGAUUUAUUUGGAAUGAUGAAAAAUCAAAUUCCCUUUUUUAUUUUACAGUUAGGUUUAGGUUUUUUAAUUAACCUUUUUUUUUCAGGAUAUUUAGUUGCUAAAAUACCAUUUCCAUUAACUUACAAAUUUAAAUCGACAUUGCAAAUGGGAAUGGAUAUAGACCUAUUAGAUAUGAAAUUUGUGUCUUCACUCUCAUGGUAUUUUCUUGUUAUGUUUGGAUCAAGUGGAUUAAUUAGUAUUAUUGAUUAUUUUGUUCUUCAAGAAAAAGAUAGGUCACAGAAUAGUACUUUUGAGAAUUUGAUGGCUGUUCAAAACCCUUUAGCUAGACAACCCCUAAAUAUGAAUAGUGUACCUGAUUUAAAAAAGUUUUAUGAACAAAAGAAAGAGGAAUUAGAUAAUAUGAAAUAUGAAUUUUUACUUGAAGAUAUAGAAUAUAAACUCAUAAAAAGUUGGAUAUAA
Molecule: messenger RNA, 774 nt
Organism: Plasmodium gallinaceum
Lineage: Eukaryota; Apicomplexa; Aconoidasida; Haemosporida; Plasmodiidae
Gene: EMC3
Product: ER membrane protein complex subunit 3, putative
Exons: 7
Coding region: 1-774 (257 amino acids)
Biological process (GO): protein folding in endoplasmic reticulum
Cellular component (GO): EMC complex; membrane
Source: RefSeq, a predicted model, not a curated record